CUCGUGGCCGUCUCUCUCUCUCUCUCUCUCUCUGUCUCUGUCUCUCGCUCCCCCGCUCUCCCUUUCUGUCUCCCCUGCUGUAUCUCUAAGCAAAAAAAGGCAUCCACGUACGCACAGCCAGCCAGACGCACGACACACACGCCCACCAUUUUUGUGUCUCGCAGACCGUUUUAUGUCUGUGUUGUGGAUGUCUCAUCAGUUAGUCAGUCAGUCAGUCAGAUUCGGUCGGUCGGCCGACCGGCCUGCCGGGUGUGCCAUUCUAUAUCUCGGGCGGGGCACACAGUCGAUGCAUCCACUCGCUCGUUCACUCUGACUCGGACAAGUGUGUGUGUAUGUGUGUUUGUGUUUGGGUGCCUGUGUCUGGUCUGACGGUUUAGGUUAGGCCGUCGCCUCCUGCUCGGCCACCGCCACCGCCUCCGCCUCCGCCUCCGCCUCCGCCUCCGCCUCCUCUGUCUCUUUCUCGACCUGGUCAAUUUUCUCCUCGGACGCUAUCACCGGCUUGAAGAUCCCGGUCUGCAUGGCGUCUUCAGGGCAGCAAGGAUCAGGGACACAUCCUGAGGCACACAGGCGUUGGCCAGCGUCAGCAUUCGAAUUCAUGCUGUCCUUACCACCUCUCCAGUCGCUUCCUUGAAGGCCUGAAGCGCCUUUUCCUCCAUGGCCUUGAUGUCGUCGUUGGUGAGUCGGUCGGUCACGGCCACCUCCUCCUGGCCCACGAGGUUCUUAAGCUUGGCGGCCUCCUUGUCGCUGGGACCACACAGACAGAGACAUGAACAUUCUCCGUUCGCUCGUGGGUGUGUGAGUGGGUACGCGUCCUCGUGGUCAUUGAGCUCCACGGGCAUUUGCGCAAGCGCGUCGAGCCAUUCGCGGCCCUCCUCGUCGAGCUCGGUAUCUGACAAUUCGCAGAGUGACCGCUUUCCCGCCUUUCUUCAGCCUCCCUUGCAUGUACCGUAUCUCUUCAUGCGGCGCUUUUUCUUGCCCUUUUUGUACUUCUUGUAAGAAGCGACGACGACCAUCUAUUACGAGAGUGAUACACGCCCACGCACAGUAGUUCUUCCACUCACGGCUUCAUUUUCUCGUUUACUUACCUUUCCGAAGUAGACCACCUGCACAAGCGGACAUGGAGAGACAGGAAGUGCACGCGCUCUUUCUCUCCCUACCAGUUGUCACGUACCAAUGCGCUGGCCACCGAUCCUGCGAUAACUGGCACUGUGCCCGCGCCCGUUACCGCGGCUGCCGUGCCAAACCCGACCGUGGAGGCAGCCGCAACGCCCGAGAAGACGGCUAAAGGAUCGAGAGAUACAGUGCGACUCAGCUGCAUGGGUGUGGAGGGCUGACUGACUGCCAGAAGAGGCCGAUUCAAUGGCCAACUUGCCGCCGAUCCCAAGCAGGCUCUUGGUGUACAGCCAGGCUCGUUUGCCGCGAUUAUUGAGCCAGGUGGGACACACAGCGUAGACCCCCUUGGAGUAGACGUUUGGGGCAUAGCUGAUUUCGCCGCAUAUAGAGAUGGGUACACAUGUGCGCAUAAUAACAGGUGUAUUGAUAUCUGUUGAGGUGUCGCGCUCAUGUCUCUUGCCAGUGGAGGAGCCGGUGCACCGGAUCGAAGCGCACAUAUCCGGUGGUGAUGGUCGGACCCUGCGUGCGACGGACAUCGUCGAUGCGAGAGAGAGUCUCAACACAGACUAAAUUUCAUGUCUCCUACGAACGGAUCUCUUCAUGCCCACCGCAUUCUUGAGUGUGUCGGCUGUGUACUGGACGGUGCACCUGCACAAGCGGACGGUGCACGUACUAGACCUGCUUCCACCAGUUUUAACAUACUUGAGCGGCGUGCCAAUCCACUCUCCUGGUUGGAAUUCGAGUGGUUCCUUUCCCUGGAGCCUGCGCUCUCUCUGCGUGCUCGUGACUUUCUUUUUGACCACCUCCUCGACAGCUGCAAUCCUCUGCUUCGUGACGAGGAAUCGUGGUUUGCCAAACUUGGUCUCCUCUCCGAGGGGGGCCUCUCCGAAAAGGGGGUUCUGCAGAAUAAACACGUACACUACAUACGUGAGAAGAGUUCUGAUGCAACUCCGACCUCCACGAUGUAGCAAACUUUUGAGAGGAGUCGUCGCUUCUCCGCCGGCGUGUAGAGGGGAAGAGCGGCGUAGUCGCCUUUCUGGACGUCCUCGCGGUACACUGCACGCACGAUAGGAGGGAGGGGACCGGCCAGAUAUGUUUUUGCCGGCCGGGCGGCUGCUAUGUGUCUGCGCAUGCAGUCAUCGUUCACCCCUUUCGGCUUCCUGAAACCGCUGUAGACGAGGCUGCAGAUCUCGGAUGACAGCUUUGUUCGCUUCAGUAAGGUAUGGUUCCCGCUGGAGUUCGGCCCCGCGUCUGGCAACGAAGUCUGCAAAGUCCUGGAGGCCGAGACAAGAGGAGCUUAAGUCAUAUAAAUGCAGUCAGCUUCUAGCUCACUCACCUCGUCGUAGCCGUAAGCCUCACGCGGGUGGCCCUUCUCCAUCUCUUGUCCCUCAAAAGGUGAAGGCGGCGGUGAAACCAAACGGGGCGUUCCGACUGGCCAAAAACCUUCCUCACUGCAAAGGGCUUCUGUGGUGGACGUGGGGACCAGCAGCAGCAAGGCAAACAAGGCCGUGGCGAAGAAAGCGAGGAGCGACAUGCGACUCACUCGAGGGGAGAGACUGAGACGGGUGACAGGAGCAGUAAGAGGGGCACGAAAAAAGACCGGUUCACUGGACCAACACCGAGACGGGUGUAGAGAGAGGCGCAGGAAAGC
Messenger RNA from Vitrella brassicaformis, 2764 nucleotides. The record is from the annotation of a GenBank genome assembly. NCBI's taxonomy places the organism in Eukaryota, Vitrellaceae.